Perca fluviatilis (European perch) is the source of this 668-nucleotide messenger RNA. RefSeq names its product histone H2B-like. Lineage: Eukaryota; Metazoa; Chordata; Actinopteri; Perciformes; Percidae. The transcript has a single exon. Gene Ontology annotation, molecular function: protein heterodimerization activity; DNA binding; structural constituent of chromatin. The record is from RefSeq and is a predicted model, not a curated record. Gene Ontology annotation, cellular component: nucleosome. Bases 29 to 406 code for a protein of 125 amino acids.
GUUUUAGGAACUCCAAUCCGAAGCAAAGAUGCCAGCAGAAGCCACCGUGAAAGCGCCCAAGAAGGGCUCCAAGAAAGCCGUGACUAAGACCGCCGCCAAGAGCGGCAAGAAGAGGAGAAAGAGCAGGAAGGAGAGCUACGCCAUCUACGUCUACAAGGUGCUGAAGCAGGUCCACCCCGACACCGGUAUCUCCUCCAAGGCCAUGGGCAUCAUGAACUCUUUUGUGAGUGACAUCUUUGAGCGCAUCGCCGGUGAGGCCUCCCGUCUGGCCCACUACAACAAGCGCUCCACCAUCACUUCCAGGGAGAUCCAGACCGCCGUGAGGCUGCUGCUGCCCGGGGAGCUGGCCAAGCACGCCGUGUCUGAGGGCACCAAGGCCGUCACCAAGUACACCAGCUCCAAGUAAACCAUCCCGCUGCUGUAAUCUACUAAACCAACGGCUCUUUUAAGAGCCACCCACUUCUUCUUAGAGAGCAGAGUUUCAUUCAGUUAUGGGUUUAGAUACAAAUACUUUAACCAGUUUUCUAUGCUUUGUCCUCCACGUACAUUUUGCAUUGUAUAACUUAUUUGUUUUAUAAGUUUCCUUUAUACUUGUUGAACCUGACUUAUUCUACUGUGGGUCAGAGGGAACAUUAUCAAUUUCUGUCUGGCACAUAUUGCUGAAUUAA